CUCGAGCGCCCUCUGCACCGACGCCAGAUAAACACCGGUCGCUCGCCCGCCAUAAAUUUCUCUUUGACCCAUUGCGAUAUCGUUGGCUUGGCUGUAAACAAUUAUAUUUCGAUCUCCGCAGUUGAUUUAUAGUAGCUGAAAAUGUCUGAUGACGGAUCGACGGCUGUGGAGAAGAAAGGACGCGGUAGAGCUAAAGCUAAUGGAACACAAUCAGAGGCUAAGGGUGAUACCAAGAAAAGGGGGAGACCCCCAGCAGCAACCAGGACUAAGGAAUCUACAAAAUCCUCAGAUGAUGAGCAAGCUCCAGUAGCGAAAAGAGGUCGAGGUAGGCCUAAGGGCUCCAAGAAAAAGGCAGCAGCUAAAGGCAAGAGUGCACCAGUUGAAGGAAGGGGCCGUGGACGACCACGUAAGGAUCCCGUAAAAGAUGCUGCUUCCACUGAUGAGGAACAGGAUGAAGAUUAUGAAGAUGAGGGCUCUGAGGAGCAGUAAAAUGUGUUUUGUUUUCUGACAUUACACUCACUCUUAGUGUAAUUUGUUUGUCACGAUAACUCUUUUUGUGUACUAUUGCAAUUCACUCAUUUCUUUGUAGAUCUUUACAUUGCAUUUAUUUGUAUAACUCUUUUGGACAAGCACUUGGGGUUAUCAUGACAGUACAAAAUUCUCAUCUGAGAUUGUCUACCCAAAUUUGAAUCAUGUGAGAACUUGUAUUAAUUUUGGACGCUUAGACUUUUGUGUGAUUAUGAUGCAUUUAUGUGGAAUAUUUAGCAAGUAAAAUAAAAAAAUCUCACUUGAAUAAAUUUGGGAUGACUUGGCUCUCCCUAGAAACGUACAACUUUUAAGAUUUAAUUUGUAAGAUCCUUUUUUGUAGAGUUUAUUCAAAUAGGUAUUUUAUUUUGUAAUCUCUUGAUUUAUAAUUCAUACAAUUUUGUAGAUCUAUUUGUUGACUUUAAAGUCAAGUAUUAUUUUAUAUAAUAAUAAAUAAAUAUUAUGUUUACUUUUCAAUUUAAUCUUAUUUUCCCUUUAAUGUAUUUAAUAUAUUAUAGAUACACUAGUGUUUUGUGAACAGUGUUAGUAAUAUCGUUAAGUGUUUUUGAUUGAUAAAUCACUUGGUAUGUUGCAAUUCCACAAAAUAUAGUAUCAUGUAGUGGUAUGGGUAGUGCCAUUUGUAUCAAUUUCUUUUUGUAUUUUGGCUGACUGAUCUUUUUUUAUUGACAUUUAUUGUGUGUAUGUGCGUGAAUGUACAAGUUUAGAACAAAAUUAAAUAAAUCUAUGAAAUCCA
This is a messenger RNA of Spodoptera litura, 1279 nucleotides long. RefSeq names its product high mobility group protein A (gene Hmga). Gene Ontology annotation, biological process: regulation of DNA-templated transcription. NCBI's taxonomy places the organism in Eukaryota, Metazoa, Arthropoda, Insecta, Lepidoptera, Noctuidae. Gene Ontology annotation, molecular function: DNA binding. Gene Ontology annotation, cellular component: nucleus; chromatin. The record is from RefSeq and is a predicted model, not a curated record.